Molecule: messenger RNA, 1184 nt
Organism: Podarcis raffonei (Aeolian wall lizard)
Lineage: Eukaryota; Metazoa; Chordata; Lepidosauria; Squamata; Lacertidae
Exons: 3
Coding region: 62-1123 (353 amino acids)
Biological process (GO): nucleosome assembly
Cellular component (GO): nucleosome
Molecular function (GO): protein heterodimerization activity; DNA binding; structural constituent of chromatin
Source: RefSeq, a predicted model, not a curated record
GAGCCCUCCCUUACAAUGCAUUUUGUUUCUUGUGUCGUUGUUCGAAGGUUGAUCUGCAAGCAUGUCUGGUCGUGGGAAAGGCGGGAAAGGUUUGGGAAAGGGAGGCGCCAAGAGGCAUCGCAAGGUGCUUCGUGACAACAUCCAGGGCAUCACGAAGCCUGCAAUCCGCCGCCUGGCUCGCCGUGGCGGAGUCAAGCGCAUCUCGGGCUUGAUCUACGAGGAGACCCGCGGCGUCCUGAAGGUCUUUCUGGAAAAUGUCAUCCGCGACGCCGUGACUUACACCGAACAUGCCAAAAGGAAGACUGUGACCGCUAUGGAUGUCGUGUACGCUCUGAAGCGCCAGGGUCGUACUCUGUACGGCUUUGGUGGCGACGCCGCCCUGGGGGACGGUGCCUUUGGCCAGCAGCUUGUUCAGCUCCUGGUCGUUGCGGAUGGCCAGCUGCAAGUGCCGAGGGAUGAUGCGCGCCUUCAUGUUGUCCCGCGCCGCGUUGCCGGCCAGCUCCAGGAUCUCGGCGGUCAGGUAUUGCAGCACCGCCGCCGUGUAGACAGGGGCUCCGGCUCCCACGCGCUUCGCGUAGUGCCCUUUGCGAAGCAGGCGGUGCACUCGACCCACAGGGAACUGCAAGCCCGCCCUGGACGAGCGAGACUUCGCCUUGCCCUUGGCUUUGCCGCCCUGCUUUCCACGCUCAGACAUCGUACGGCGAAAUCGACAAAGGACUACAACAACGAAGAGCAGAAUGAGCAGAAUCUUGCAAGCCGCCUAUUUAUUUACUCCCGAUGGAUUCUUUCUGUCAAGUCUGAUUGGGUUACCAUGUCUGGUCGUGGAAAAGGCGGGAAAGGGCUGGGCAAGGGAGGCGCCAAGAGGCACCGCAAGGUGCUUCGUGACAACAUCCAGGGCAUCACGAAGCCUGCAAUCCGCCGCCUGGCUCGCCGUGGCGGAGUCAAGCGUAUCUCGGGUUUGAUCUACGAGGAGACCCGCGGUGUCCUGAAGGUCUUUCUGGAAAAUGUCAUCCGGGAUGCCGUGACUUACACCGAGCACGCCAAGAGGAAGACUGUGACCGCCAUGGAUGUCGUGUACGCUCUGAAGCGCCAGGGCCGCACUCUGUACGGCUUCGGUGGCUAAUCAGGAUAUCAAAACUAACUACAUUACAAACGACCUCAAAGGCCCUUUUAAGGGCCGCCCA